AUGUCGCAGGAGACGAAGCAGAUCAAAUGGAAGUGCGGAGCGUAUGGAGGGGUCGACUUUGAGUGUCUUAUAAACGAGCCGGAGAAUAACGUUCCGGACACAGGGAGCCAUCUGGAUUCCAACAACGGCGAAUAUAGCUCCAACACCAAUGAGCAUUCCAAGCACGCAGUCAAGAUCCGUCCUCUCUCUAUUGACUGGGACAGAUUCGACAAGAUAGUGCGCGACUAUCUUGUUUCGCAUGCCUGGAUUAGCGAAAACGAUGUGGAGGAAUUGUUCAAGAUUCUGAGGGCGAAAUUCGGGUACCCGGACCAUACUAUCUUGGCAAGGAUCUUCGAAACUCAGGGCAAACGGAGACUCUCCGAACAAGGACACCUUGAGCUCGAAGGAGGGAAAUGGAGACCGGCGUGA
Purpureocillium takamizusanense is the source of this 408-nucleotide messenger RNA. RefSeq lists its product as uncharacterized. NCBI's taxonomy places the organism in Eukaryota, Fungi, Ascomycota, Sordariomycetes, Hypocreales, Ophiocordycipitaceae. The transcript has 2 exons. The coding region runs from base 1 to 408 and encodes 135 amino acids. The record is from RefSeq and is a predicted model, not a curated record.